AUGGCGAGAUCCUUCUAUUUUUGUUUAUUCUUCUUAUUCAUUUCUUCAACAUCAAAGCUAACCACAAGCUAUCCUCUCUCCACAAAGUCACGAUGGAUCGUGGACGAGAAAGGUCAAAGGGUGAAGCUAGCAUGCGUGAACUGGCCGGCUCAUCUCCAGCCCACGGUGGCUGAAGGGCUAAGCAAACAACCAUUAGACUCUAUCUCCAAGAAGAUUGUGUCAAUGGGAUUUAACUGCGUUAGGCUUACUUGGCCUCUUGAUUUGGUGACUAAUGACACAUUGGCUCUUAAAGUUACCGUUAAACAGUCUUUCGAAAGCUUGAAGUUGUUUGAAGAUGUUCUUGGGAUUCAAACUCACAAUCCCAAAUUACUUCAUCUUCCCCUUUUCAAUGCAUUCCAGGAAGUGGUGUCGAACUUAGGAGAAAACGGAGUAAUGGUGAUACUAGAUAACCACUUGACAACGCCAGGCUGGUGCUGCGGCGAUAAUGACCUCGAUGCUUUCUUUGGCUACCCUCACUUUGAUCCCCUCGUCUGGGCCAAGGGCUUGAGGAAGAUGGCUACUCUUUUCCGCAAUUUCACUCACGUUAUUGGCAUGAGCCUUAGGAACGAGCCACGUGGUGCUAGAGAUUACCCUGACCUUUGGUUCAGGCAUAUGCCGCAAGGAGCAGAGGCGGUGCACGCCGCAAACCCUAAAUUACUAGUCAUCCUCUCAGGCAUUGACUUCGAUACAAACCUCUCUUUCCUCCGUGACCGUUCCGUGAACGUCAGCUUCACGGACAAACUUGUCUUCGAGCUCCAUUGGUACAGUUUCUCCGACGGCCGAGAUUCGUGGAGAAAACACAACUCUAAUGAUUUCUGCGUCAAAAUUAUCGAAAAGGUUACACACAACGGAGGAUUCUUGCUUGGAAGAGGCUUUCCUUUGAUCUUGAGUGAGUUUGGGACGGACCAGAGAGGCGGUGACAUGAGCGGAAACCGGUAUAUGAAUUGUUUGGUGGCUUGGGCGGCCGAGAAUGAUUUGGAUUGGGCGGUUUGGGCCUUAACCGGAGAUUAUUAUUUGAGAACCGGACCUGGAUUGCGACCCAACAAGAACCUUCUCUUCCAUCCAUCAACAGGACUCUGCGUCACUAAUAAUCCAUCAGACAAUAUACCAACACUUCGAUUAGGACCAUGCCCUAAAUCCGACCCAUGGACCUUUAAUCCCAGUGAAGGCAUUCUUUGGAUCAACAAAAUGUGCGUCGAAGCUCCAAAUGUUGUUGGACAAAAGGUGAAGCUCGGAGUUGGUACCAAGUGUUCUAAGUUGGGACAAAUCUCAGCUACAAAGAUGCAUUUGUCGUUCAAGACAAGUAAUGGUUUGUUGCUAUGUCUUGACGUAGACGAACGUGACAACAGCGUCGUAGCUAACCGUUGCAAGUUUUUGACCAUGGAUGCUUCUUGUGAUCCAGCGAGCCAAUGGUUCAAAGUUCUUUGA
Arabidopsis thaliana (thale cress) is the source of this 1467-nucleotide messenger RNA. Its product is annotated as Glycosyl hydrolase superfamily protein. The transcript has 4 exons. NCBI's taxonomy places the organism in Eukaryota, Viridiplantae, Streptophyta, Magnoliopsida, Brassicales, Brassicaceae. Gene Ontology annotation, molecular function: hydrolase activity, hydrolyzing O-glycosyl compounds. The record is from RefSeq and is marked reviewed. Bases 1 to 1467 code for a protein of 488 amino acids. Gene Ontology annotation, biological process: polysaccharide catabolic process.